AUGAAUGAAACGAAAUAUUUUCUUACAAAUCAAACAUCAGCGUAUACUCAUAGUACAUUUAUACAAUAUUUACAAUUAGUUUAUGUACCCUGUUUGGCUUUACUUGGUAUAUGUGGAAAUAUCAUAUGUGCAAUUAUAUUUAGUAGUAAAUCAUUAAGACGUGUUCGUUCCUCAUCAUUUUUAUUCGUACUAGCAAUAUCGGACGUUUUCUUUUCAUUUGAUCUUUUACCUGGUUGGAUAAAUACUUGUUUUGUUCGAUCAUUAUAUUAUGGUGCAAAUAUUGUAUGUAAAAUUCAAACAUAUAUAGCAUUUGUUGCUUCAUUUUUACAUAUAUGGAUGGUGCUUGCAUUUACAGCAGAACGUUUUUUUGCUGUUAAUUUUCCUUUAAGACAUAUGUCGAAAUGUACACCAACCGUUUCUCAUACAAUUAUUUUAAUGAUUGUUAUACCAGUAUUGUUAUUCUAUAUUUAUCCAUCAUUUUUUGCAUCAGAAAUUGACAUCUAUGGACAAUGUCGAGAAAAAGAAAAUCAUGUGCAUUAUUUAAAAUAUAUUAAUAUAAUUGAUACAAUAAUGACAAUGUUUUUACCAUUUAUUUUUGUAUCAAUAAUAAAUAUAUUAAUAAUAAAAAAAUUAUUUUGUUCAAAUACAUUUCGACAACAUGUUUUUGAAAAUGGUUCAAGUUAUCAAUAUCGACGAACAUCAUAUUGGACACCAUAUGAUACAAAUUCAAUAAAAAAACAAGAAAAAAUGAAAAUUUCUGUUGAUAAACCAUCAUCAAUAAUACAUAGAAAACGACAUUGUAAUGAAUCAACUCGACGACAUAUUUUAACAGAAUUACGUUUAACAAAAAUGCUUUUAGCUAUAUCAUUAACAUGUCUUUCAUUAAAUUUCCCAUCAUAUUAUUUACGUUUAAUCAUAUUUUAUGAACAAACAAAAGAUAACUUAAAAACUAAUGAAAAUUUUAGUGUUUUUACUCUAUAUAGAGAUGUCUUAUUACAUUAUAUGUCUUAUUUAAGUUAUUCAAUUAAUAUUUUUAUAUAUAUUUUAUUUGGAGCUAAUUUUCGUCGUGCAUUAAAAAGAAUAUUUUUAUGUAAAACAACAUUUAAUUCAAAUUCAUUAAAAUUGAAGUCAUGUACUAGUGAUAAUGAAACCAGUUGA
This is a messenger RNA of Rotaria sordida, 1158 nucleotides long. Lineage: Eukaryota; Metazoa; Rotifera; Eurotatoria; Philodinida; Philodinidae. The record is from the annotation of a GenBank genome assembly.